AUGGGUGACUGGGAAUUGGAAACCAUCACAGCCACGGACUCUGCGAACCAGACAGGCAUCUCGGUAUUCAUCCUGUUGGGCCUGUCCAAUGACCCUGGGCAGCAGCAGCUCCUCUUUGUGCUCUUCCUGGAUCUGUACAUGAUCACGGUGGAAGGGAACCAGCUCAUCAUUCUGGCCAUCCGGACAGACUCCCACCUCCACUCUCCCAUGUACUUCUUCCUCACCAACGUGUCCCUGGUCGAUGUCUGUUUCUCCUCCACCACCAACUCCAAGAUGCUGGCCGACAUGCAGACCAGUAGCCACACCAUCUUCUAUGCCGGCUGUCUGAGCCAGGUGUAUUUCUCAUUUUUAUUUGGAGGCCUGGACGACAUCCUCCUGGCUGUGAUGGCCUAUGACCGUUUCAUGGCCAUCUGCCAACUCCUGAGCUAUGUCACAGCCAUGAGCGCCUGGUGCUGUGUCCUGUUGGUGGUUGCCUGCUGGGUCACCUCUCAGUUCAAUUCCUGCUCCUCCGAUGACAGCAGCGCCUAG
Tachyglossus aculeatus (Australian echidna) is the source of this 528-nucleotide messenger RNA. RefSeq names its product olfactory receptor 1361-like. NCBI's taxonomy places the organism in Eukaryota, Metazoa, Chordata, Mammalia, Monotremata, Tachyglossidae. Bases 1 to 528 code for a protein of 175 amino acids. The record is from RefSeq and is a predicted model, not a curated record. The transcript has 3 exons. Gene Ontology annotation, cellular component: membrane. Gene Ontology annotation, biological process: G protein-coupled receptor signaling pathway. Gene Ontology annotation, molecular function: G protein-coupled receptor activity; olfactory receptor activity.